Messenger RNA from Microstroma glucosiphilum, 462 nucleotides. RefSeq lists its product as hypothetical. The record is from RefSeq and is a predicted model, not a curated record. The annotation marks the transcript as partial. The transcript has a single exon. Gene Ontology annotation, molecular function: sphingosine-1-phosphate phosphatase activity. NCBI's taxonomy places the organism in Eukaryota, Fungi, Basidiomycota, Exobasidiomycetes, Microstromatales, Microstromataceae.
CUCCUUCGUAUGCUGCGGUACACCCAAGGCUGGACUACAAUCGUCACCGCCGUGGGAGUUCUUUGGACCGCCCGCGCUGAAAGCGUCUUCUUUGUUGCGGGUGCCCUCGUGACGUCCACCAUUGCCAAGAUCCUCAAGAUGAUCAUUCGUGAUCCCAGACCGGACAAGUCGGCAGUGACGCGCACCUUCGGACUGCCGUCGACGCACAGCUCUACAGUCACGUUCCUGUGCUCCUAUGUCGUCCUUGGAGUUGCUCAUCGUGUUGCGCUGGGCGAGAAGGGAGGCCUGUCAGCGCUCACCCCGCUCGAGAUGGCUUCCACGCUCUUCCUAGUUGUCUUUCCCCCACUCGUCAUGUGGUCCCGUGUAGCGCUAGGCGUGCAUACAACGCGCCAGGUCGUUGCAGGCGGACUACUCGGACUGACAUGUGCAGUUGGGUGGUGGACACUUUGGAGAGGGACGGUG